Messenger RNA from Oncorhynchus kisutch (coho salmon), 3890 nucleotides. RefSeq names its product endothelial PAS domain-containing protein 1. Gene Ontology annotation, biological process: cellular response to hypoxia; regulation of transcription by RNA polymerase II. The record is from RefSeq and is a predicted model, not a curated record. Gene Ontology annotation, molecular function: protein dimerization activity; RNA polymerase II transcription regulatory region sequence-specific DNA binding; DNA-binding transcription factor activity, RNA polymerase II-specific. The coding region runs from base 387 to 2924 and encodes 845 amino acids. The transcript is spliced from 16 exons. NCBI's taxonomy places the organism in Eukaryota, Metazoa, Chordata, Actinopteri, Salmoniformes, Salmonidae.
CAUCGGUCCAGCUGAGGGUAAGAGAGAGAGUACGGUGGAACGGGAAUAGAAGUUUGAGCAGACUAAGGAAACUUUGACGGCAGACCCGACAUUAUCCAACUUGUGAAUUAUUUGUAGGCUAAAGCCUGUGUAUUGUACCUUUUGUUAAUCGGUGAAUAAAUAGGCUGUACAAUCCUUGGCAGUGUUCUGAGACUGUACAGCUGCCAACUACUUCUGAAGGACAACUUGUUUAUGAAAUGGACUGUGCGUAAAGAGCAAUUACAUUUUCUCAAUUUGACUUUCAAUAAGUUUCACUUGUGUGCGUCUUAUGUUGCUUUAACAUUGUUGAGAAAGUGGACUGAGUCGGACUUUCGGGGAAAUUGUUACUAAACUUUGCAAAAGAAAACAUGACUGCCGAUAAGGACAAGAAAAGGAACAGUUCGGAGCGGCGUAAGGAGAGGUCUCGUGACGCGGCACGCUGUCGUCGUAGUAAGGAGACGGAGGUGUUUUACGAGCUGGCCAAUCAGCUGCCCCUCCCAGACAGCGUCAGCUCCCACCUGGACAAAGCCUCCAUCAUGAGACUGGCCAUCAGCUUCCUGCGCACCCGCAAGGUCAUCGGUUCAGGCUGCCCCAACAGUGCAGAGGCAAAGGAGGACAGACAGAUGGACUGUAUGUAUUUGAAGUCACUGGAGGGGUUCGUCACUGUGGUUACAUCGGAUGGCGACAUGAUCUUCCUCUCAGAAAACGUCAACAAGUUAAUGGGCUUAACACAGGUGGAGUUGACCGGACAAAGCAUCUUUGACUUCACCCACCCCUGCGACCACGACGAGAUUCGCGAGAACCUCAAUCUGAAAACCGGUACUGGGACAAAGGGGAAAGCCUUCAGCACUGAGAGAGACUUCUUCAUGAGGAUGAAGUGCACAGUGACAAACCGUGGACGCACUGUCAACCUGAAAUCAGCCAGCUGGAAGGUUCUGCACUGCACGGGCCACCUCAAGGUGUACAACAGCUGUGCCCCUCAUGGGCUGUGUGGGUUCAAGGAGCCUCCUCUCACCUGCCUGCUGAUGAUGUGUGAGCCCAUCCCCCACCCCUCCAACAUCGACACACCCCUGGACAGCAAGACCUUCCUGAGCCGUCACAGCAUGGACAUGAAGUUCACCUACUGUGACGACAGAGUCACUGAGCUGAUGGGCUACAGUCCUGAAGACCUGCUGGGCUGCUCUGUCUAUGAGUUGUACCACGCCCUCGAUUCUGACAGUGUCACCAAGAGCCACCAGAACCUGUGCAGUAAAGGCCAGGCAGUGAGUGGACAGUAUCGUAUGCUGGCCAAACAUGGAGGCUACGUGUGGGUGGAGACCCAGGGCACAGUCAUCUACAACAGCCGGAAUUCCCAGCCGCAGUGCAUUGUCUGUGUCAACUAUGUCCUCAGUGACGUGGAGAACAAGUCCAUGAUCUUCUCCAUGGACCAGACUGAGUCCCUGUUCAAGCCACACAACAUGAACAGCUUCUUCAGCCAGAGUGGUGCUGCGGUGGCCACGGAGCCCAUGGAGAUCCUGUUCACCAAACUGAAAGAGGACCCAGAGGACCUUGCUCAACUGGCCCCCACACCUGGAGACGCCAUCAUCACCCUCGACUUUGGAAGGCCACCAUUUGAGGAGCCUCAUCCUCCUUUAUACCCCAAGAUGUCUCCCAUGCCCCCCCCGGUCCCUCAGGGCUGGGAUAGUGAUCCCCACAAACCCUGCCCAUCAGGAGACAUGUCCAAACAAAUGGCUGCCACUUUCUCAGUACCCCAGAACCCUACACCGGGCAGCGCCACCCCCAGCACUGCCCCCCCUAGCCUGAGCAGUUAUUCCACGCCCAGCAGCCCAGGGGAUUACUACAAUGAGAGAGAGAGUGACUUGAAGGUAGAGCUGACUGAGAAGCUCUUUGCUCUCGACACAGAGGGGCCCAAGAGCCCUGGGAGCACCCAGUCGGCCCUGAGUGAUCUGGACCUGGAGACCCUGGCACCCUACAUCCCCAUGGACGGAGAGGACUUCCAGCUCCAUCCCAUCAUUCCUGAGGAGGUACCUGGAGGCCCAGAGGGGGCCACCGGCCCACUGGGCCACCUCACCACACAGAAUAGCUUCAGAAACAUCGCCAGCCUCUUCCAAAAUCUGAGAUCCCCACAGUCUGACCACUACCAGCCCGCCAAGUGUGCCCCAGGAGACAAGAGAGGCCCCAACCACAGCCAAAUGAGCCCCAUGGACUCCAGGCCUACUCUGCCAUACACAGGCCCCAUACAGAUCCCCCCCUACCACGCCCAAGCCAGCACAACGCUGUCCUCAAUGGGUGGACAUCAGAACCUGCAGUGGCCCCCAGAUCCUCCGUUAAACUCUCUACUACAGUUGAACUCCAUGGGCAGAAGCCACUCAUGUCAGAACAUGCCAGUCAACAUGAUGCACAAGCAGAGGUCAAUGGAGAACUACAGAGACAUGAGUCCCACCAGAAUCUCCAUAGCCAACAACGUCAAGCGCUCCUUCACACAAAUGGCAGUGGGUGACACCACCCUCAGUACUCCUUCAAAGAUGACUAGGAAUGAAAGCUAUGCCAUCAUGGACAGAUCUCUCAGCACCAGCUCACUGGAAGUUAAAGGUAUGUGCAUGCCUGGGGGUGUUGACAAGUGUCUCAUUCCCCUUCAGCGGCACAGGAAGUCUCGGUAUCCAGGAUGUGUAAAUGGUACAUCCAGAAAAUCCUUCCCCAAACAGUGUUGCAACUACAAAGAAUACCGUAUGCUGCCCUCCUCCAAAACAGAGGGGGUUGCCAGUCGGCUGUUGGGCCCAUCCAUUGAGACCUAUUGUCUGCCAGAGCUCACCCGCUACGACUGUGAGGUCAACGUCCCUCUCCAGGGCAACCUACACCUGCUGCAGGGCAGUGACCUGCUGAAAGCCCUGGACCAGGCCACCUAGACCCAGCCCUACACCCCCUACUCCCCUACCCUACCCUGGACCAGGCCACCUAGACCCAGCCCUACACCACCUACUCCACUACCCUGCCCUGGACCAGGCUACCUAGACCCAGCCCUACACCCCCUACUCCCCUGCUCUGGACCAGGCCACCUAGACGCAGCCCUACACCCCCUACUCCCCUACCCUACCCUGGAUCAGGCCACCUAGACGCAGCCCUACACCCCCUACUCCCCUACCCUACCCUGGAUCAGGCUACCUAGACCCAGCCCUACACCACCUACUCCACUACCCUGCCCUGGACCAGGCUACCUAGACCCAGCCCUACACCCCCUACUCCCCUGCCCUGGACCAGGCCACCUAGACGCAGCCCUACACCCCCUACUCCCCUACCCUACCCUGGAUCAGGCUACCUAGACCCAGCCCUACACCACCUACUUCACUACCCUGCCCUGGACCAGGCUACCUAGACCCAGCACUACACCCCCUACUCCACUACCCUACCCUGGACCAACCAGGCUACCUAGACCCAGCCCUACACCCCUUACUCCCCUACCCUACCCUGGACCAGGCUACCUAGACCGAGCCCAACACCCCCUACUCCACUACCCUACCCUGGACCAGGCUACCUAGACCCAGCCCUACACCCCCUAACUCCCUACCUUCCCUUGGACGUGGCUACCUAGACCCAGACCUAUACCCCCUCCCCAACUUUACCCUACCCUACCUAGAUAUAUCCAUCUUCAACCCCACCCUUACCCAUUCAAUAGCCUAAGCCAAUACAAUCUACAACCCUGACUGAGGCCUCAGCCAAGCCCCCACCCCUGCCCCAAAGACCUAGCAUAUUCAAGAUACAGUUUAAGACGGACGUUUACAUACAAUUAGGUUGGUCAUUAAAACUCGUUUUUCAACCACUACACACAUUUCUUGUUAACAAACUAUAGUUUUGGCAAGUCGGUUAGGACAUCU